AGUGUAGACACUAGACAUUAGACAGUACCUUUUUAGUAGCUUGUUAUCUCAGCUGAUAAAUAUGGUAAACAAUAAAAAAUAAUUAGCAUUAGAAUCCAAAAGUUUAUCAAGGUCAUGGAAUUUUGAUGAGUUUAAUUUAGUUUCAAGUUUGAUCAUCAUGGCUAACACGACUAUUCUGUAUGGAUACUGGUUGUCGUCUUGUACAUGGCGAGUGCGAGCUGCGAUGCAUCUAAAGAAAAUGACAUUUGAAGAACGGUCUAUAGACAUCGUGCGAGAAAAGGCACAACUAACCGAGCAGUUCCGAAAGAUUAAUCCAUCCCAAAAAGUUCCUGCUUUAUUUGUGGAUGGUGCUACAAUCGUGGAGUCGAUGGCAAUUAUUGAAUAUCUAGAUGACACACGACCCGACCCACCCCUGAAACCCAUUACACCAUUACAAAGAGCCCGCAUGCAAGAAAUCUGUGAGAUUAUUGUUUCCGGUAUUCAGCCUCUCCAAAACAUUGGAUUAAAACGCUUUUUCGAGACUGAAGACAAGUUCACAGUAUUCACAAAACACUGGACAGAGCGUGGGCUUCAAAGCCUCGAGGUACUUUUGAAAAAUUCCGCUGGGGGUUAUAGUGUUGGAAACCAAAUGACUAAGGCUGAUCUGUGCCUUGUCCCACAAGUGUAUAAUGCAGUUACAAGGCACAAAUUGGAUCUCGGCAAAUAUCCGAUACUCUCCAAAUUGUAUGAAAAACUAUUAAAAGAAGAAAGUUUCCGGAAAACGCACCCAAUGAUAGUUAAGGUCCAGAAGAAAUUAACGUUACCAACUUUGUAAUAAUAUCAUCAAUAUGGGUUAUUUAUAAGCAAUAUCUUUCUGCCUUUUUUUUAAAUAUUGUACUUUUAAAUAUAUAAAUAAAUAGCUAAAAAGUCAAUUAUAUAAUAUGGUUCAGUGUUCCUUCAUUCGUUUUGUUUAUUUGUUUAUUUAUUUUUUAUAAAAAAAAACUGUGUCAAAUUUCCUACUCAAUCUUAUACUGUAUUAAUUUGUAGAAUUAAUUUAAAAAAACUACAUAAAGGGUUAUUCGACAAAAUAACAAUCUUUACGGUCAACUUAUUUACUUAUGUCAGACCGUAUUUCUCUUAAUUACGUUAUUUUAUUUUUUAUAUAACAUAAUAAUAGGCUAAUACUACUCGAUUAUUAUAUCUCCUACUGAAUAUAAAUUAAAUUUACUAGUAGGAAUUAAACUGCUGAACUAAAUGUGUCCAGUUUGUGUCAUCACACUGUUAAAAACCUCUUUUCUAUUUCAGAUUAUGUAUACAAUAAAUAAAUCUAAUAAAUCCUUUUCUAAAUA
Messenger RNA from Pieris rapae (cabbage white), 1328 nucleotides. It is a transcript of the gene GSTz2, whose product is annotated as probable maleylacetoacetate isomerase 1. The transcript is spliced from 5 exons. NCBI's taxonomy places the organism in Eukaryota, Metazoa, Arthropoda, Insecta, Lepidoptera, Pieridae. Gene Ontology annotation, biological process: glutathione metabolic process; L-phenylalanine catabolic process. Gene Ontology annotation, cellular component: cytoplasm. Bases 158 to 814 code for a protein of 218 amino acids. The record is from RefSeq and is a predicted model, not a curated record. Gene Ontology annotation, molecular function: maleylacetoacetate isomerase activity; glutathione transferase activity.